UUUCACACACAUGUAAAAUGUCCUCGACAUUAGGAAAACGAAAAGAACGCGACGAAGAGACUCAUGGCUCUACUCUUUUUGUCUCCAACCUUCCCUACUCUGCAACUUCGACCGACUUGCAGACACUUUUCUCCGACAUCGCACCAGUCCGCUCUGCAUUCGUGGUAACAGAACAAGGGACGGGCGUCUCAAAAGGGGUUGGAUAUGUUUCGUUUACCUUGAAAGAAGACGCACAAGCAGCGUUCGACACCAUAUCGAAUGACGGUCUCAAUAUCGCAAGCCGAGCUUUACGAGUCCAAUGGGCUGAGUCUAAGCCCCGAGAACGCAAAGAUCAGAUCAAGUCCGACGCUAAACCUCGUCCCAAAGCCCCGAAUCCCAAGGCUCAAGUCCCUCGAGAUCCUCUGGCCAUACGGACGGUCAUCGUGUCGGGCCUCCCCACCGGGGUAGACUCCAAGAUCCUUUGGAAGAAAUUCAGAAAGUCCUCGGGAGCUGAAUCCAUAGAGUGGCCUGUCAAAUCGGAGGAGGGAAAGGAGGACAGCGGCUCUGCAACCAUACUCUUCUCGUCGCCUGCUGAUGCUCUAAACGCAGUUGCAAAACUACACGCACACGUCUUCAAAGGAAAUCUGCUCUCUGCUGCCCUAAAAAAACGAAUGGACUCGCUUUCGAAAGCUCCUGCUGUUCCAGGAAAGACUUCUGCUACAAAAGCUCAACCUAGCCACGCGAGCCGGUUGAUCGUUCGCAAUAUCCCCUUCAACGCAACAGAGCAAGAUCUGCGGGCCGUUUUCCUUCCGUAUGGGCCUGUGUACUCGAUUCACAUUCCUACAGAAGAGUCCAAGGGGAAGGGUCCCGACACCGACCCGCCCGCUCGGCCGCGCACCAAGGGAUAUGCUUUUGUAUGGAUGCUGAGCAAGAAGGAUGCCGAAAAGGCUAUGGACAAGUGCAACGGAAUGACGAUUCGCGCUGGAUUGGCCGAGGGAUUGGUUUCGGACAAGCAGAAGAAGAAGAAGGUGCGGCGCAUCGAGUCGAAGAUGAUGAAUGCAGGCAAAGCUGAGGGUCCCGAAAACGACAAUGAAGAGGAGGAAGACCAUAAACUGGCCAUGGAACGCGUCAUCGCGGUUGACUGGGUCUUGAGUAAGGACAAGUGGAAGGAGGCCAAGGCACAAUUGGAGGCGGAAGCCGAAGAUGUUGAGAUGGAGGAUUUGUCUAGCGACGGCAGCAGCGAAGACGACAGUGAGGAUGACAGCGACAGUGAGGACAGCCAUGUCGGUGUGCACGCCGGCGAUUCGGACGAUGGGGACAGCGACGAUAGUAUCGACGAUGAAGACGAAGAUGGCGAGAAUAAACCGGUGAAGCCACAGCUUCCGCCCCCCGAGGAAGGCACCACAUUAUUUGUCAGAAAUGUGCCUUUUUCUGCGACAGACGACGAGCUGCGCAUAUUAUUCCGAACGUACGGUCCUCUGCGCUACGCUCGAAUAACAGUCGACCCCGAAACAGGUCGCUCUCGUGGAACCGGAUUUGCCUGUUUCUGGAAUAAAGCCGACGCAGACAAGGUUGUCGAGCAGAGUGAUAUGUUGCGUGCAGAGACAACUGGGUCCUCCACACUAGCCAAGAAGAAUCCUUUUUCCAUGCCAUCCAUCCUGACCGCCGACCCCUCAUCGUCUCUUGCGCAGAGCCUUGUGCUGCAAGGACGAACGUUGGAUGUUGUUCGUGCUGUAACACGUGAUGUCGCUGGGAAGUUGAAGGAGGACGGUGAGAGACAACGCCAAAAAGCAGAUAAGCGCAACAUGUAUCUUCUGCGCGAAGGAGUCAUCCUACCCAAUACUCCUGCCGAGGAAACACUAUCAGCAGCUGAUCUGGAACGUCGAACGACUUCAUAUAACACUCGGCGUGCUCUGCUCAAAUCCAAUCCUGCGCUUUUCAUCUCCAAAACACGACUGAGCAUCCGGCAAAUCCCAAUAUUCGUGACAGAACGUGUCCUGAAGCGGCUGGCCAUUCAUGCUACCCGGGCUUUCCAGGACGACGUGAAAAGCGGGUCUCGGCAAGCCCUGACCACGGAUGAGCUGGCGGAAGACGACACCGAGGCGGAAAACAUGCCGAAAGCUGGCAAGCUGUCCAAGAAGGCGCAGCUGAGCAUGCGGACGGGAGUGCGGCAGGCGAAGAUUGUGCGUCAGACCGACCGCGUCGACCCCGUGACGGGCAAGGGCCGAAGCAGGGGCUACGGCUUCGUCGAGAUGAACAAACAUACUGAUGCGCUACGGGUCUUGAGAUGGGCCAACAACAACCCGGCUGCCGGGCCGUUGUUCGAGACAUGGUGGGCCGAAGAGCUGCAGGAUCUGAUCAAGACGGAAAAGGCCAAAGAAGCGAGCGAGCGCGACUCAGGGCGACUGAAGAGAUUGGAGGAUGACCUGGCCAAGGGCAGCGGCAAGAAAGCCAAGGGAACUCUGAUCGUCGAGUUCUCGAUCGAGAAUGUGACCACAAUCCAUCGACGCAACACUAUACAGAAGGAUCGUGCCUCGAAACCUGCGCAAAAGCCGGCACCAGAAGAGCCACCCGCCAAGAAACAGCGAGUGGCGGCGAAGCCGCAGACAGAAAAUCCGCCCAAGCUUGGCUCGAGCAUGGGGGCACUGAUUGGCAGAAAGCGGAAAGAGAGGAAAAGCGGAAAGAAGUAGAUUUCGAUGUUUGCCAACCGAUUGUUAUACAGAAAUUUGUCUAUGCUCCCCCUCCCCGCCCAUGCCGACAUACCAAUCCUUUCCAGCUGUCGUCGCCGAUAUAUAUCCUGCGCGGAUAGUAAAGUCACCGAAACGCUCUCCGUCCAGCCUUUCCAAUGCGUAGCGCUUGAUCAUGGGCCGUAAGAUGGCGAGUAUCUCUUGCUCUGUGACCGUUUCUGGCGACGGUGGUUCGUGAAAUGCCACUGCCAAAGGAUGGAGAGUACAUACCUCGGUAGAUUUUGUUCAUACGCUGGCCGUAGUACCCUCCGCCCAGCAGCAUCGAGUACGUCUUUGGAGCUUUGCCGAUAAAGGCCACCUCUGGGAGCACGGUGAAUAAGAGUGAAUGAUAUAGACA
Molecule: messenger RNA, 3063 nt
Organism: Mycena citricolor
Lineage: Eukaryota; Fungi; Basidiomycota; Agaricomycetes; Agaricales; Mycenaceae
Source: the annotation of a GenBank genome assembly